Molecule: messenger RNA, 658 nt
Organism: Solanum tuberosum (potato)
Lineage: Eukaryota; Viridiplantae; Streptophyta; Magnoliopsida; Solanales; Solanaceae
Exons: 1
Coding region: 70-426 (118 amino acids)
Source: RefSeq, a predicted model, not a curated record
AAAAGGGAAAAUUCUUGCCUCAAAAAAAAAAAAAAAAACACUUAACUUUUUUUUGUGUGAUUUUUUUCAAUGGACAUAGAGUUAGCAAAGUGUGAAUGUUGUGGACUAAAAGAAGAUUGUACACAAGACUACAUUAGUCAAGUUAAAGAAAAUUUUGAUGGAAAAUGGCUAUGUGGACUUUGUUCAGAAGCAGUUAGAGAUGAAGUUAACAGAGGAAAACAACAAUUUCUUUGUAUGGAAGAUGCUGUUAAAGCACAUAUGUCAUUUUGUAGAAAAUAUAAAUCAAAUCCAGCAAUUAAAGUAGCUGAUGGAAUGAGACAAAUGUUAAGAAGAAGGUCUGAUUUAACAUCAUCAUCAUCAUCAUCUUCAAAUUCAUCUAAUUCCAAGAAGUAUUCAAGAUCAACAAGUUCUAUCUCCUAUUAUUAAUUACGUUUGUUUCAGUCUCAAACAAGUUGGAAUCGACUAUAUGAAUCACCUGAGAAAAAAAGGGUAACUUCAACUUUUGGUGGAAAAUAAAAAGGUCUAACAACAAGUUUUUUUUUUUUUUUUUUUUCUCAUGGAGAAAUCUUUUCUUGAUUUCCAAUUUUCCAUCUUGUCUUGUAUAGAGGAUGUUUGUUUUUUUCAAUCUACUAGUGGAGAUAAAAAAUUUUUUUGGUUA